UUCUAGGCAGCUGCUUUAGAAGCCGUUUGGAAAGGAAAAUGUCCAGCACUCCGGUAGCUGUGGUGACCGGAGCCAACAAAGGCAUUGGGUUUGCUAUUGUGCGGUCUCUGUGCAAGCAGUUCUCUGGAGAUGUGUACCUGACAGCCCGUGAUGCGGAGAGGGGCAAGGCAGCAGUGGCAGAGCUGCAAGCAGAAGGGCUGAAGCCGCUUUUCCACCAGCUGGACAUCAAUGACUUGCAGAGUAUCCGAAGCCUGCGCGACUUCCUGAAGGAGAAGUAUGGAGGCUUGAAUGUGCUCGUCAACAAUGCAGGGAUUGCUUUCAAAGUUGCAGAUACAACUCCAUUUGCUACACAAGUAGAAGUCACACUGAGAACAAACUUUUUUGCAUUGAAGGAUGUCUGCACAGAGUUGCUACCUCUACUGAAGCCUAAUGCCAGGGUUGUGAAUGUGUCCAGUGUUGCAAGUGUCCGAGCACUGGCUGGGUGCAGCCAAGCCCUACAGCAGAAGUUUCGCAGUGACACGAUUACAGAAGAGGAGCUUGUGAAACUCAUGAAGAAAUUUGUGGAGGACACCAAGAAGGGAGUGCAUGAGAAGGAGGGUUGGCCAAAUACUGCUUAUGGGGUGUCCAAAAUUGGAGUGACGGUCUUGUCCAGAAUUCAAGCACAAUUGCUGAAUCAGACAAGACAACUGGAUGGUAUUCUACUCAAUGCCUGCUGCCCUGGGUGGGUCAGGACUGACAUGGCUGGUCCCAAUGCUCCCAAAACUCCUGAUGAGGGAGCUGAGACUCCAGUUUAUUUAGCCCUGUUACCACUUGGUGCUGAUAAACCUCAUGGCCAAUUUGUUCAUGAAAAGAAAGUACAGCCAUGGUAACUGCCUUUACUAUUUCUGUGUAUGCACCCUGGAGAUCUUAGAAUCCUGGCUCAAUCCAGAAAGAGCACUCCAGCUGCAGCCACAGGUAUCCAUAGCUUAAAUACACCAGGCUGCAGUGGAGAGAGAGACCUGCAUACAACCAUCACAUAAUGUGUAGAACUUCAUAUGUGUUGUUUUUAAAACACCUGUGCAGCUUCUUCUGCUUGCAGUCACAGUGUCCAGAAUCUCAGUAAAUAUCUUAAGUUACAUUGAUUUUUUCUUAAUGUGACUGUGCCAAACCAAGAGCUAGAAAAUAUAUGUAUGUGUCACUUUUCUCUGUCAAUGUUGUUUUCUGUAAUGUAUUAAUUCAAAACUUACAUAAAAAUGAAUAUGCAAAUUAGAAAAUAAAAAUAAUUGAUUUAGUGAUAUUUUUGCAUAUUUUGAGGGAACAAGGAGAAUUAGCCUUACGAAAUGGAGACUACUCAAACACAGUUAUGCUUCUGGAGAUGCACACUUCAGUGCUGGGGUGCGGUGAAACACAUAUUCGUCUGGAAAAAUAAACAUACAAUUUUAUAGCAUAAGAAGAAAGUCUGAAUAUAUUAGAUUCAAUCUAAAAUUAAUGGACCAGUCUUUAAUAUAUUAAAUCAUUCUAUUAAAAGAUAUGCCCAUAUAUAGUUAUUUGCAUAUACAAUGUGCAGUAAUGUUUGAUGUUUGUUAAACAGCAAAUGUUAAAAAAGAAAAUACCAUAAUUAUCUAAAAGGAAGAUGACCCUUUAUGUAAAACAAUCCCUGUGAAAAUUGUUAUAUGCAAAAUGUUAUUUUAAUACUUAACCUAACUGCAACUGGUGUAUAGAUUUAAGAUGCAUAUUGAUAUUGAUAGCAUAUUGGUAAAAACCAUAGUCUUCCUUUCAAGAUAGGAAGCUUGCAGCACAAUACUGGAGAAGAGGAGUAAAAUAUGGCAAAUGAGCCAAGCUUGUGAGAUGACAAAAUGCUCAAAUGUUGUAGAAACAAAUCUCUGCACCUCCCCAGGGAAAGGUAAUUUAAAAUAAUCCAAGUGGAGAGAGUGCUUUUCCCAAGUGAAUAGGCCUUCAUUUGUUAUGUAUUUAACUUACUCAUUGUGAUUCAGCAUUUUUGCGCUUGAUUAUGUAAAAGUCACUGGGAAGCUGUCCAAUCUGUUGUUUUCUCAUUUUUAUAUAAGGAAGAAAAACCCAGGCUUUUAAUUAGAAAUAAAAUAAUUUUAAACUGUC
This is a messenger RNA of Heteronotia binoei (common prickly gecko), 2094 nucleotides long. Its product is annotated as carbonyl reductase [NADPH] 1-like. The record is from RefSeq and is a predicted model, not a curated record. Gene Ontology annotation, molecular function: carbonyl reductase (NADPH) activity. NCBI's taxonomy places the organism in Eukaryota, Metazoa, Chordata, Lepidosauria, Squamata, Gekkonidae. The coding region runs from base 39 to 869 and encodes 276 amino acids. The transcript is spliced from 3 exons.